CUUCAUCCUCCUCUACCAGAAACAAUUAAUUAUUCUUGUUCACACUCUCGACCACCCCUUAGGUCUACUAGUAAGUUGGGUAUAGUCAUCGAUAUAACAACAUGACGCUAGAAAAUCAAGUCAAUUCCAGACCUCGCUCGCGACAGGUCAGCAGAACGAGACGGUUCUUCGAGACAAUGGCCAUUACAUCAGUGACCUCCUUGGUUGUCGGUACUUUAGAAGACGUCUUUCUUGCAUCAGUGGAUCCUCGCUCAUGGCUUCAUUUUAUAUUAUAUAUCUCUUGUUACACGAUGUUUAAUUUCCUGUACGAGAAGGUUAGGUCUAUGUAGAUAUAUAUGUAUGUGAAAGUUUUA
Molecule: messenger RNA, 353 nt
Organism: Aspergillus eucalypticola CBS 122712
Lineage: Eukaryota; Fungi; Ascomycota; Eurotiomycetes; Eurotiales; Aspergillaceae
Exons: 2
Coding region: 102-329 (75 amino acids)
Source: RefSeq, a predicted model, not a curated record